CCUCACCACCAACCAACCUCUACCAACCCUUAAUUUCCCCACCCACCAAUUAUAGUGUAGUAUUUUACAGCUCCCACAACUCCUUUCCCAUCCCUCUCCCAAUGGCGUCCCCUCUCGGUUGCUCCGCCGCAGAUCUCCGCCCUCUCCUGGGCGGCGCAGCCAAUGCUUCUGCUGCUGCGGAGUACAUUUGCGGCCGUUUUGAUGCCGUUUCUAAUAAGUUUGUUGACACUACUUAUGCGGUUGAUAACACUUACCUUCUUUUCUCUACGUACCUAGUUUUCGCCAUGCAACUUGGUUUUGCCAUGCUUUGUGCUGGUUCUGUACGAGCCAAAAACACCAUGAAUAUCAUGCUUACCAAUGUCCUUGAUGCUGCCACCGGUGGGCUUUUCUAUUAUAUUUUUGGUUUUGCCUUUGCCUUUGGAUCACCGUCAAAUGGUUUCGUUGGUGGGCAUUCUUUCGGCUUAAGUAAGUUCCCUUCACCAUCUUUCGAUUAUGGGUAUUUUUUGUAUCAAUGGGCUUUUGCUAUAGCAGCAGCAGGAAUUACCAGUGGAUCAAUAGCUGAGAGAACCCAGUUUGUUGCUUAUUUAUUAUAUUCAUCUUUUCUAACUGGCUUGGUGUAUCCUAUUGUUGCACAUUGGUUUUGGUCUGUUGACGGUUGGGCUAGUCCUGGUAGAUCGGAUAAUCUUUUGUUUGGUUCUGGUGUUAUUGAUUUUGCUGGCUCUGGUGUCGUUCAUUUAGUUGGUGCUAUUGCUGGAUUAUGGGGUGCAUUGAUUGAAGGCCCGCGCAUUGGUAGGUUUGAUUGUUCAGGCCGUGCUGUUGCUUUGAGAGGACAUAGUGGGACUUUGGUUGUGUUGGGUACUUUCCUGUUAUGGUUUGGUUGGUAUGGAUUCAAUCCUGGUUCAUUUAUCAAUAUCUUAAAGGUUUAUGAUGGUAGCGGUUCAUAUUAUGGACAAUGGAGUGCUAUUGGUAGGACUGCUGUGACUACUACCCUAGCAGGUUGCACAGCUGCAUUAACUACUCUUUUUGGUAAAAGAUUGCUGGUGGGUCAUUGGAAUGUUACUGAUGUUUGCAAUGGUUUGCUUGGUGGUUUUGCUGCCAUUACUGGUGGUUGCUCAGUUGUUGAUCCUUGGGCUGCUAUUAUUUGUGGAUUUGUUGCUGCUUGGGUACUCAUUGGAUGCAACAAAUUGGCUGAGAAACUCCAUUACGAUGAUCCUCUAGAGGCAGCGCAGCUUCAUGGGGGUUGUGGUGCUUGGGGAAUUAUAUUCACUGCAUUGUUCGCUAAGGAGGCAUAUGUUAAUGAGGUUUAUCCUGGUCAUCCAGGCAGACCAUAUGGAUUGUUCAUGGGAAGUGGUGCAAGAUUGUUGGGUGCACAUAUUGUACAGAUUUUCGUGAUAGUUGCUUGGGUUAGUGUGACUAUGGGGACACUGUUUUUCAUUCUGCAUAAACUGAAGCUAUUAAGGAUUAGAGAAGAGGAGGAAAUGGCAGGAAUGGACCUGACUAGCCAUGGUGGCCAAGCUUAUGAAUAUGCAGUAGGAGAAAAUGGUCAAAAGAUUGUUGUUUGAUAAGUAAGAUAGAUUUUAGCAUAGGGAGAUCCAUGUUUUAGUGCAUUGAGUUAUGGUGUUAUUGAUUUAUUAUUUAGUUACCAAUUGAGCGGGAGAGGCCCUUUUAUUUAGUAGCUGACUCACCUGAAUAAAAUCAUUGAGCUCCUUAGUGUAUGAAUGAGAUGAUAUGAGUUGAGCUAGAUAUGCACAUAUGGUUUUUAGACUUGCUGUUCUUCAUUUCUUGAUACAUUUAUAUAUAUAAAGCUUUCAGGUAGAUUUCUGAAUAAGAAAGUAACAUUCGCUUGGCCUUUUUCUUUUCCUUUUUUUUUUUUUUUUCUUUUAUAUUAGCAUUAGAAGGGAGUUCUAACACUGAGGAUGUUGGGUUGCACCAAUAAAAUACUCUGGGUUACUGAGCUUCAUCUGUUUUCUUGCUAUCGAAAAAGAUUUCUCACUAAGCAAUGUGAGAUGGAGGAUUUUGCAGAACUGAAAGCGUCUUUUGUGGUGUUGAUGGUGAAAACAUUAGGCUGUGUUUCUUGUACUCACAUCAGUAGACAUUUUCUUCUAUGGUUUGAAGGAUUCCAUGUUAGCAAGGUUAUCCAAUAACAGAACUACAGAAUAAAGAGAGUGGCUUAGCGAUGAAGUAAGCUUCAAGUGUAUUAUUGUACAAAUUUUAGCUUGAAAUCCAGUUCUUCAUGCUGACUUAAUUUAGUUUGGGACUGAAAUAACAGCUGGCAACUGCAAGAAGCUUAAUAAUACACCACUUCUGCGAAUAGCUCUUAAUGCUGUAUUUCGCCCGAGACCAGGACCUUUUAUCAUGACUUCUGUCUGUUGCAUAGUUUGAUCCACUACUAUUCGAAUAGCAUUUCCCGUUGCGGUUUGAACUGUAAAUGGCAUUCCUCUUCUUGUGCCCUUGAAUCCAUAAGUGCUGGCGAAGAACUAAGAAAUCACUCGACCCUGUAUAUCUAUAACUGUCACAAUAGUAUUGUUGAAACUUGCUUGAACAUGAAUAACUCCUUUGGUAUUUUA
Molecule: messenger RNA, 2567 nt
Organism: Ricinus communis (castor bean)
Lineage: Eukaryota; Viridiplantae; Streptophyta; Magnoliopsida; Malpighiales; Euphorbiaceae
Product: ammonium transporter 1 member 4
Exons: 1
Coding region: 102-1562 (486 amino acids)
Biological process (GO): ammonium transmembrane transport; ammonium homeostasis
Cellular component (GO): membrane
Molecular function (GO): ammonium channel activity
Source: RefSeq, a predicted model, not a curated record